UCAGGGAAUAUCUGGAGUGGUGCCUGCUUCCUCAGCCCUGAAGUCAUGGCCUUAGGUCUCCUGUGGCUGAGCCUUGCCCUGCUGGGGGCCCUGCAGACCCAGGCCCAGGACUCCACCCCAAACCUGAUCCCAGCCCCGCCUCUGCACAGGGUCCCUCUGCAGCCUGACUUCCAAAAUGAGCUGUUCCAGGGGAAAUGGUACAUCGUAGGAUUGGCAGGGAAUGCAUUUAAUAAAGAAGAACACAGCCACUUGAAGAUGUAUGCCACCACCUACGAGCUGAACGAAGAGAACAGCUACAAUGUCACCUCUAUCCUGGCCUGGAACGAGACCUGUGACCACUGGCUCAGAAUUUUCAUCCCAAGUUCACAGCCAGGCGAAUUCACCCUGGGCAACAUUGAGCGUUACAUUGGAACUCAGAGCUACACUGUCCGAGUGGUGGCCACAGACUACAACCAGGUUGCCACGGUGUUCUUCAAGACAGUUUACAAAAACCGGGAGUUCUUCAAGAUCACCCUCUAUGGGAGGACCAAGGAGCUGACCCAUGAGCUGAAGGAAAACUUCAUUAGCUUUGUCAAAGCCCUGGGCCUCACCGAUGAGCACAUCAUCUUCCCUAUCCACAUUGGUAAUCACCACCUGGUGACAGGAGAAGGGUAUAUGGGUACUGCCCAGGCCUGA
Messenger RNA from Felis catus (domestic cat), 675 nucleotides. Its product is annotated as neutrophil gelatinase-associated lipocalin-like. The transcript is spliced from 5 exons. The coding region runs from base 46 to 675 and encodes 209 amino acids. The record is from RefSeq and is a predicted model, not a curated record. Gene Ontology annotation, molecular function: small molecule binding. Lineage: Eukaryota; Metazoa; Chordata; Mammalia; Carnivora; Felidae.